Messenger RNA from Leptosomus discolor (cuckoo roller), 465 nucleotides. The record is from RefSeq and is a predicted model, not a curated record. Lineage: Eukaryota; Metazoa; Chordata; Aves; Leptosomiformes; Leptosomidae.
GCUCUCCUGGCCCACAUGAAGGUGGAGUGCAAGUGCCAUGGUGUGUCGGGCUCCUGCGAGGUGCGCACAUGCUGGAAGGUCAUGCCUCCCUUCCGCAAGGUGGGCAAUGUCCUCAAGGAAAAGUUUGAGGGUGCGACGGAGGUUCACCCCAAGUGGGUAGGUUCCCGCAAGCUCCUGGUGCCCAAGAGCUCUCUCUUCAAGCCCUACACGCCUCAUGAUCUAGUCUACCUGUUGGCCAGCCCAGACUUCUGCAACCGGGACCCCCGGCGCGGGGUCUUCGGCACCUCCGGCCGCCAUUGCAACCGGACGUCCCCAGCCAUGGAUGGCUGCGAGCUCCUGUGCUGUGGCAGGGGGUUCCCGGCCCAGGCGGAGGUGGUGGAGCGAUGCAGCUGCAAGUUUCGCUGGUGCUGCUCCGUCAAGUGCAAGCAGUGCCGGCACCUCGUGGAGGUGCACAGCUGCCGCUGA